AUGAAGGCUCUAUCAGACAUCACCAUGUGGAGAGAUUUUGCUUCAGCGAAUUCGGCAUUCUCCAUGAUCAACUCACUAGAAAAAUUCGACUUCAUAAUUGCCCUCUACACUCUAGCUGACGUCUUGACCAUCACCCAGGCCAUUGCCAGGAGCAUUCAAGCGGAGGACAUGGAUUUAGUCUCUGUGUUUGAGCAACUCCACACAUUGAGAGCAACAUUGGGAACGUGGCGUCGAGAGGCGGAGACUGCUUUCUGGAAAAUCUUUUUAGAAGCUGCAGAAAAGGCUGAACUUCUUGGGAUUGUCGUGAAGCUACCUGGGACUUCUCAACAAACCAAGCGUUUCAAUGCUCCAUCGGCAUGCUCAGAGGAAUAUUAUCGACGUGCUUUGUUGAUCCCGUUUCUUGAUGGUAUCCUGAUGGACUUAUCAAGUCGAUUCGAUAUCCGUAUCGCGAAUUUCAGCCGGAAAUCCCAUGCAUGUGUUCCUUCCCCCCAGGUGGUUUUGCUGCUUUUGGAUUAUCUGGCGUUCCCGACCAGCACUUUGUACAAGGUGGAGGCGAUGGAUGAAAUCCCGUCACCAGCCUUCACGAUCUGCCCCAGAAAUGCCAUCAGCAAGUAUGGGAUGCAACAGGUCAUGGUGCGGCCCGGGAAUUCUUUCAUUCCGACGAAUUAUGCAAAAAAGAGCACUCAAUUCGAAGAGGUUCGCCUCACACUCGAUGAGAUAUUGGGGAAUAAGAACGAGUGGAAACGGAGUAGGUCUCAUAUUGAAGUCUAUGUCCACGAGCAGGAGGAACCGUAUUCAUCACUACCAGUUUUUGAUGCAUAUCAGACAGUGAUGUUCAAUGAUUCAAUGGCAGAACUCCUCAUCUCAUACAGCGUUGUGGAAUUCCAAGACAAGAAGGAAUUUCCCUGCAGUAGCGAACCGGAUCAUAGCUACGUGAAAUGCAUGGAGGAAUGUUUCUUCGAGAAGCUACUUGCCGAUAAUGAAACCACAUGCGUCAUUGAAAUCCUUCUUCCACCCUGGAAGAAUCUGACGACAUCGAAACAACAUUGCACAUUCGACAGAGAGGAACGUUUCAUCAAAGGAUUUUCCAAUGGAAGUGCCGGUUAUUAUGAGGGCUGCGAGUGCAAGAGGCGUUGCAAGGUUAAGAAGUACUCAAUCGCAUUUCACGCCACACCAGCUUGUGAGAGCUUGGACGAUCCAACGUUGUUCUUCACCGUCAUCUCCAAACAGAUCGAGAUCUUCAUGGAGCAGCCAGCCAUGUCCUUCCUGGAAUUCAUUUCAAAUGUUGGAGGCAUAGUGGGGAUGUUUCUGGGAAUCUCUGUUCUCAGCGUUUAUGACAUCAUUGAACGAAGCUCCCUAAGGAUCUACAAACGCCUAGCGAAACGCUAA
Molecule: messenger RNA, 1389 nt
Organism: Darwinula stevensoni
Lineage: Eukaryota; Metazoa; Arthropoda; Ostracoda; Podocopida; Darwinulidae
Source: the annotation of a GenBank genome assembly